CAGUUCUUGCGAGAACACCGAUAAACUCUUUAUUGUUGAAAACCAUAAAUGGCUUUUUUAGUUAUGUCGAAUAUAUACUUCUACACGUAACUAAUUGUGCUGUGAGAAAGAAGAACAAAAAAUAUAUAAUUUCCAGGUAUUUUAAGAUUUUAUGACAAUGUCACCUGCAAAGUGGGAAUCUGACAUCGCUGAUAUUGAAGACAUUGUUAAUGCAGAAGAACCUGUUACUGAUAGGAACAAUGUCGCUCGAAGAAUGGUAAUGCCUCGAGUUCGCAAGCGGAAAAAGGUUGUGGAAGCUGCUCCAAUACAAGCUGAUAGUGUGAUACCAGGAACCCAGAAUAUUUAUUUGAAGACUUGGGGCUGUUCACAUAACAAUUCUGAUGGAGAAUACAUGGCUGGGCAACUUGCAAACUUUGGUUAUACUAUAACUGAUUCUAAGGAGAAGGCAGAUUUGUGGAUACUAAACAGCUGUACAGUGAAAAGUCCUGCUGAAGAUCACUUCCGUAAUGAAAUCAAUAAAGCUAAAUCUUCAGGAAAACAUCUUGUGGUAGCCGGAUGUGUGCCACAGGGACAGCCCAAAUCAGAAUAUCUUUCUGGAAUAAGUGUAUUGGGUGUACAACAAAUCGAUCGUGUGGUUGAAGUUGUUGAAGAAACUCUAAAAGGUCAUACGGUACGAUUGUUUGGUCAAAAAAAGCAAGCUGGUAAAAAAACUGGAGGUGCUUCACUGGCGUUACCAAAAAUUAGAAAGAAUCCUUUGAUAGAAAUAAUUGCUAUCAACACUGGUUGUCUCAACCAAUGCACCUACUGUAAAACUAAGCAUGCUCGUGGGGAAUUAGGUAGUUACCCGCCAGACGACAUAGUGCAACGAGCCGUGCAAUCUUUUGAAGAGGGUGUUGUGGAGAUAUGGCUUACUUCUGAAGAUCUUGGUGCUUAUGGCCAUGAUAGUGUAACGCUUCCUGAACUUCUCUGGAAACUUGUUGAUGUAAUACCUGAAGGUUGUAUGUUGCGGUUAGGAAUGACUAACCCACCUUACAUUUUGGAACAUUUAGAGGAAAUGGCUAAGAUUUGUAACCACCCACGAGUUUAUGCCUUUUUACACGUUCCUGUGCAGUCAGCCUCUGACAGUGUUCUCAUGGACAUGAAACGAGAAUAUUGUACUGAUGACUUCAGACAUGUUGUAGAUUUUCUAAAAGAAAAAGUUCCUGGUAUUACCAUUGCUACAGACAUUAUAUGUGGCUUCCCAACAGAGACAAAUGAGGAUUUCAAUGAAUCUUUGGCACUUGUUAAGGAAUACCAGUUCCCAAGCUUGUUCAUAAACCAAUUUUUCCCUCGUCCCGGUACUCCUGCUGCUAAGAUGACCAGAGUUGAUCCUCAAGAGGUAAAGAAACGAACUAAAGCAAUGUCUGAGCUAUUCCAAUCAUAUUACCCUUAUAGUCACAAGGUUGGUGAAAAACACACUGUACUUGUAACAGAAAUAUCAUUCGACCAGAAUUUUUAUGUUGGACAUAAUAAGUAUUACGAGCAGGUAUUAGUGGCAAAAGAUGGCGAUUAUAUGGGUAAAUCUAUUGAUGUUGAAAUAACUUCAACAGGAAAACAUUUUCUGAAAUGUCGUGUCCUUGGUCCAGAAAACAUUCAUAAAUUAAAUGUCCCUCCUCCUAAAGCAAAAGGUGAAGUUUCCGGAGUUAAACCUGUAUUAAUGCCUCUACAAACAUCUAAGAUGCUUCCUAUCUAUACAGAGAAAGUACUUUUGACUCUAGCUAUCGUCUUUCUAAUCACUGCUUCCUUUAUCAAAGCAUGGCAGUGGUAUGCUAUCCAAUAAAGCUAAUCUUUUGAUAAUGUAUAAAAUUUUAAUAAAUUGGAAAAUUUCA
Octopus sinensis (East Asian common octopus) is the source of this 1868-nucleotide messenger RNA. Its product is annotated as threonylcarbamoyladenosine tRNA methylthiotransferase-like. Gene Ontology annotation, cellular component: endoplasmic reticulum. NCBI's taxonomy places the organism in Eukaryota, Metazoa, Mollusca, Cephalopoda, Octopoda, Octopodidae. The record is from RefSeq and is a predicted model, not a curated record. Gene Ontology annotation, molecular function: 4 iron, 4 sulfur cluster binding; tRNA (N(6)-L-threonylcarbamoyladenosine(37)-C(2))-methylthiotransferase activity. Gene Ontology annotation, biological process: tRNA methylthiolation.